AUGAAGGUCCAACUUUGGGUAGUCGCAGUACUUUCGGCCUUAGUUCUCGUUCAAGCGAACGAGAAGAAGGCUGAUGGGAAAACAUUGGUCGACAAAAAGGAAAAGAGAGGAUUAUUCGAUUUGGGAUAUGGAGGAGGAAGUUUUGGAGGACAUGAUUUAGGUGGUGGAAGUGGAGGAAAUUUGGGACAUGGAUUUGGAGGAGGUUUAGGGCAUGGAUUAGGAGGAGGAUUUGGAUCAGGUGGAUUUGGAGGAGGAGGAUUGGGCGGAAGCAUUGAAACACAAGAACAUGUUAAGCACAUAACCAUUCACAAGGAAACACCUUAUCCAGUACCACAUCCAGUUCCAUAUCCAGUUGAGAAAACUGUACCAUACACUGUCAAGUAUCCAGUUCAUGUACCAGUUGAUAAGCCAUACCCAGUUCAUGUACCAAAACCAUACCCAGUCCCAGUAGAUAAACCAGUACCAUACACUGUUGAAAAGACCGUCCCAUACCCAGUCAGUGUACCUGUAAAGGUACCAGUCCCACAUCCAUACCCAGUACCAAUUCCAAAACCAGUUCCAUACACUGUUCACAAGCAAGUCCCAUACCCAGUCAAGGUACCAGUCAUCGUACAUAAGCAUAUUCCAAUCUACGUUAAAGGACAUGAUAGUGGAAUUGGAGGAGGAUAUGGUGGAGGAAUUGGAGGCGGAUUUGGAGGCGGAUUCGGUGGAGGACAUGGAUAUGGACACCACAAGUUAACAGUCAUUGUUCAAUCUCUCAUCAGUAUCAAUAUGAAGUUCCAACUUUGGGUAGUCGCAGUACUUUCGGCCUUAGUUCUUGUUCAAGCGAGCGAGAAGAAGGUUGAUAGGAAAACCUUAGUCGACAAAAAGGAAAAGAGAGGACUAUUGGAUUUGGGCUAUGGAGGAGGUAGUUUUGGAGGACAUGAUUUGGGUGGCGAUAUUGGUGGAGAUUUAGGACAUGGAUUUGGAGGAGGAUUUGGUGGAGAUUUGGGACAUGGAUUAGGCGGAGGACUUGGUUCAGGUGGAUUUGGAGGAGGAGAAGGAGGGUUUGGAGGAAGCAUUCAAACUCAAGGACAUGUUAAGCACAUCACCAUCCACAAGGAAACACCUUAUCCAGUACCACAUCCAGUUCCAUAUCCAGUUGAGAAGACUGUACCAUACACAGUCAAAUAUCCAGUUCAU
This is a messenger RNA of Nicrophorus vespilloides, 1182 nucleotides long. Its product is annotated as pupal cuticle protein 36-like. Lineage: Eukaryota; Metazoa; Arthropoda; Insecta; Coleoptera; Silphidae. The transcript has 4 exons. The annotation marks the transcript as partial. The record is from RefSeq and is a predicted model, not a curated record.